GGCAGCAGGCGGGGAGCCGAGGCGCUCUGCCUCUAAGCUGGGUAUUCUGGCAAGGUGGAGAGCUGGUCUGUUUGGCAGGACCUUCCCAUCUGGGAUCCAUCUGUGUUUCUCUGGAAUCGGACAGGCGGCUCCAGGCAGUGAGAAAUCGCAGAUGUGCGGGACCUGACACAUGUCCAGCUAAUGAAAGGAGAAGGCAGGCUGGGCUCCGGCUGCGCUCGAAGAUCACGAGUAGAGGAGGAGGAAGAGCGCUUUUAUUUAUAUUUCAAAGAAACUAGGUGUUUUCAACAGCAGCUGGAUCCUCGCAACCUUGCUGUUUAGGUUGCUGGUGAGAAGAGGGUGCCAGUGAUGCCCGGAUCGCCCGUGGAAGUGAAGAUACAGUCCAGGUCCUCUCCUCCCAACAUGCCACCACUGCCUCCUGGGAACCCCGGCGGCCCCCGGCCCGUGUCCUUCACCCCGACUGCACUGCCCAACGGAAUAAACCACUCUCCCCCAACACUGAACGGGGCACCAUCCCCACCCCAGAGAUUUAGCAACGGUCCUUCUUCCUCCUCUUCUUCCUCGCUGACGAACCAGCAGCUCCCGGCCACGUGCGGUGCCCGGCAGCUCAGCAAACUGAAACGCUUCCUCACCACCCUGCAGCAGUUCGGCAACGACAUUUCUCCAGAGAUUGGGGAGAAGGUCCGGACCCUCGUUCUGGCAUUAGUGAACUCAACAGUGACAAUUGAGGAAUUUCACUGCAAGCUGCAAGAGGCAACAAACUUCCCUCUCCGGCCGUUCGUGAUCCCCUUUCUGAAGGCCAACCUCCCGCUGCUGCAGAGAGAGCUGCUGCACUGCGCCCGAGCGGCCAAGCAGACGCCUUCCCAGUACCUGGCCCAGCACGAGCACAUCCUCCUGAACACCAACACCACCUCCCCUGCUGACUCCUCUGAGCUGCUGAUCGAGGUCAAUGGGAAUGGGAAGAGGCACAGUCCAGACAGAAGGGAAGACAGCAGCUUUGAGAGGGAGACGCUGCUGACGGAGCCUCCGGCCAAGAGGGUGUGCACCAUCAGCCCUGCGCCCCGACACAGCCCUGCCCUGACAAUCCCCCUGAUGAACCCCAGUGGGCAGUUCCACCCCACUCCGCCGCCCCUCCAGCACUACACUUUGGAAGAUAUCGCCACCUCCCAUCUCUACAGGGACCCCAGCAAGAUGUUGGAACACAGGGAGAUUCGGGACAGGCACAGCAGUCUUGGGUUGAAUGGAGGAUACCAGGAUGAGCUGGUGGACCACCGCUUAACGGAGAGAGAGUGGGCCGACGAGUGGAAGCAUCUCGAUCACGCGCUGAACUGCAUCAUGGAGAUGGUGGAGAAAACCCGGCGCUCGAUGGCUGUGCUGCGGCGCUGUCAGGAGGCCGACCGGGAAGAGCUUAACUAUUGGAAGAGGAGGUGCAGCGAGACAGCCGAGCCGCGGAAGGCAGGCAGCGAGCUCAUCUCCAGGCAGCACAGCCCCAGCAGCUCCGACUCCAUCGGCAGCGAUUCAUUGCGGGAGUUCAGCAGCAGGUCAGGAACGGGCUACGUCACGGAAGAGAUAUGGAAAAAAGCUGAAGAAGCUGUGAACGAGGUGAAGCGCCAGGCCAUGUCGGAGGUGCAGAAAGCAGUGGCAGAGGCCGAGCAGAAAGCGUUUGAGAUGAUUGCCUCUGAGAGGGCUCGGAUGGAGCAGACCAUCGCGGAUGCCAAGCGCCAGGCCACCGAGGAUGCUUUCUUAGUGAUAAACGAACAGGAGGAGUCUACAGAGAGUUGCUGGAACUGCGGUCGCAAAGCCAGCGAGACGUGCAGCGGCUGCAACAUCGCCCGGUACUGCGGCUCCUUCUGCCAGCACAAGGACUGGGAGAGGCACCACCGAAUCUGCGGCCAAAGCCUGCACGGCCAGAGCAAGCCACUGGCUCUGCCCAUGGGCCGCUCAGCAGCCACCAAGAGCCUCGACGGUGUCCCCAGCCCAGCCCUUGAGAAGACUUCAGCAACCACCUCGCGCUCCUCCACACCGGCAUCCGUGACAGCAAUAGAUACGAAUGGGCUCUAAAGGGGAAGUUUCAGUUCAGUCCGUUUGAUUGGGUUCCCUGGGUUUUUUUUAAGCCAAAAAACCCCCACGGCAUUUUAUCACUUGACACAUGGACACUUGGCACCAGCUCCUCGCAGCGCCGACACUCGGGCUUUGCUAUCUCAUCCUGCCUUGUUUCUUUUGUGGCUCAGGAAGAACUGGGGCCAUGCCUGUCUCUGCACGGGGAACCAGAGCAUCGUUCGGGACCUGGAGGAAGCUGGACGCUCGCUCGGGAGGACCUGGACUCAGUGGAGAGCGCAGGCAGCACACACAGGAGAUGCUGAGACCCAUCCUCGUGGGUCAAAUAUGCUCCAGCUCCUUUCCUGGUGUGUCUGAGCUGCCACCUCCCUCAGCUCCCUUUCUUCCAUGAUAUGCAUCUAUUUUUUUCCUUGCUCCCAGGCAGUGAUGUCUCAGACGGCUGUGCUGGCUGGUUGUUGCUGUGAACAGACCAGAGCCAAUUUCCCAGCAGGAGCACCUCAUCCUCCAGUGCAAUGGCAAAAGCUGAGCCCUCUUCUUUCUUGCUGCCUGCAGGUCGGCAGCUGACAACUGCAGAGAGGGAGGAGGGAAUUUGUCUGCUCUAAACCAAAUGUCAGUACCGGGGAAGCCCGGUCACUGCUGGGGGGUCUGGAUUUAAUCCCAUUCUGUGACCAGUCGCGAGUUGCCCGUUACCCUCGGUGAGAUCUUUCCCAGGGGAAGCAUGGAGCAGAUCCAGAUUGGGUGCGGGUGGUUCUUGCCCUUUGCACUUGGCUACCAUUACAUUGCUAUACAGAAAGUGAGUUUUUCACUGCAUGGCAGUGGUUGGUUUGGGAGUUGCUGCCGUUGAUUUUGCCCACAAAGAUCUUCAUGCAAUGCCGUGGGUCCCAGUCCGUGCUCUCCACUGUUAAAAUGAACACAGGACCCUGUGGCUGAUGUCGGUUCUCGCCCUCUCCCCCAGCCCCGGGGUGCUCCGGUGGUGCUGCUCCGAUGCUGGCUGCGCUCCUUUGCCCAGAGCUGCCCAGGGAUGCUCAGCCACCAGCAUCCAGCCCUUGGAGACCAUCCCAAAGGGCAGGCUGAGAGGAGAGCAAGGUCUUGCGGGGCUGCCUUGGUCAGCCUGGGGAGAUCAUCGCUUGGAGAGGCCCUGCUGUGGCCUUCACAGAAGGAUGUAGGGCAGUGCAAACCCCACAGAAGAGCUGUUCCAGAUGCAGCAGGGCUCAUCCUUGGCUGCUUCAUGGAUCGUCGGAAGCGCAGCCCCUGGGAGAGGUGGGCACAGGCCCUCUGGGGAGCCCCACCGCUUUCCCACGCUGCAAACAGGCUGUAGGAACCCAUCCAUUCAGAAAAGCCGUGUUUCCAUGACGGGUUUUGUGUGAUUGCUGGGCUGGAGCCCAAUGAGGCGAGUAAUUCCCAAAUUAUGUUUGAUCACUUUUCCAAUUGGAGGCGAAUAAUAGAGAUGUAAUGGAUCCUCACUGGGCUGGCAGCAGUGAGCCGGCUGCCCUGGGAUAAACGAGCGGUGCGCUGAACCAGCUUUUCCUUAGGGAAGGCUCAUUUGGAAGCUGCUGUGGUGGGAUAGGAUGGAUGGUUCCCAUUUUAUUUUGCAAGAAAAGCCACCUGGUGUUGAGGACAACUCGCUGUGGCACCUGGGACCACCCCAGCGCUGCUGGCUGUACAGAGUCUGAGUUGCAGCCACGGCUCCCAGGAGCCAGCAGGACGGUGCUGUGCGGCUGCAACCCAGGAAUAGCAUCCCCCAGCUCAGGGAUUUGUACCCCAAGAGUGCUGGAGGCAGCAGGGUGAGCCUCAAACUGCAGCAGCCCUGGGAAGCAGCUCUCAGCACCUCUGCAGCAAAGCCAAAGCUCUUGCUCUGCACCCAGGGCUGCAGCACGGAGGAGUUUGGAGCAUCAGCCAACGCUCAGGGCUGCCCUGGCAUCCCCACUCCUCUCCUGGGAGCUGAAGGGCUUCCCUGCUAUAUGGGGACAUGUGCGCAGUCGGAGCUGCCUCAGGUAAAUAAAGUCAGGUUGUGACAUCCCAAUCCUGACCAAACACUGUGGGUCAGCGGGCGGGGAAAGAGGAGGCUGGAAAGGAAUUGCUUGUAAAUAGGUUGUCUUCCAUAAUUCUCAUGCAACUUUGAUGGCUGUGUACUAAAAUUAACCCCAGUGUAAAUGACCGAAAUACUAACAAUCAUGAUUAGAACAAGAUUGCUUCUUUUUGUUUUCCUACCAUGGAAUGAUAAAUGUGAAACUCGGACAUGGGACGCCGUUGGGGUAAGGUUUCUAUAUUUUUUUGGUUGACAUUUAAUUCUGUAAUAGAAAUUUGUUACUUCAUUCCUGUGCAUAACUUAUUUAAUGUACUGUAUAAAGGAACCCCAGCUGUUACAGAUGUAUUUAGUUUGUUCUACUCAAAAGUAGUCAAUAAAAGACUAUAUUCAUCAUGCAGCUCCCACACCUCUUGCAGAAGGAACCGGGGUUGCAGCAGUGGCGCUGCCAGGCCAAAAACUGCAUCCUCUGUGGUGCUGGGGGCAAAGCGAAGCCUGAGAGCAAGUGCGGGUGGAGCCGGCGUUCAGCCCCUUGCUUGGUAAUUUGGGAUUUGGGGAGCUUCAUGUUUAAGUAUGUUCUUUUUUGAGCAUAGAACAGCCUGCAAGGGGCUUGUGGUGCCAACCCUGUGCCCCCCCAGCUGCUCAAGGGUGCCCACUGCGCAGUCUUCAGCCAUUUGAGAAUACUAAUUCAGUGAUUAAAAAUCCAAAAUCGGGGGUCAAACCCCACAUCAGACCAGGGUGGCUGUUUGUGUCCACCAGAGCCAGCUGAGCCCAAACCUCGUGCCUGCGGCAGCUCUGGCGUUAGUGGAUGCCUACCGUGGUGCAGCUCAGCCCUUUCUGGUGGCCCCGGCACCUCCCUGGUCCCCUCACCUGUGGCUCUUAUGGGGCAACACAGCGUUUGGCUGACAGAGCCGGGGUUUCACUGCUGCCUGAGCCGUGGGCUCAGCCACCUCUGCUGCCCCAGGACUGUGGCUUUUUGGUUUGGAAAAGGAGCAGUUACCAAUAAUCAGGUAAAUAAUUGGGUGUUCAAAAGAGGGGUCCCACAUGGGAACGGGGCCAGGCUCUGUCCUUGCCCCAUCCCCAGGAGGGAGCAUUUGUGAUUCAGUUGCCUGAGCCGGGAGAGGGGUUGGCAGUGCCCACCAGAGCUGGGCAGGGGCUGCUAUUCCCUACUCCUCCAACAAGUUGUUUUCCACAUCCCCUCUCCUGGCAUCAGCCAGGUCACCCUCCCUCUACCCCCAAACCCAUCCCCUUUUGCCCACUGUGGCCCCACAGCACCAGGACAGGGGUGACA
Molecule: messenger RNA, 5372 nt
Organism: Cuculus canorus (common cuckoo)
Lineage: Eukaryota; Metazoa; Chordata; Aves; Cuculiformes; Cuculidae
Gene: CBFA2T2
Product: CBFA2/RUNX1 partner transcriptional co-repressor 2
Exons: 11
Coding region: 346-2058 (570 amino acids)
Biological process (GO): DNA-templated transcription; negative regulation of DNA-templated transcription
Cellular component (GO): nucleus
Molecular function (GO): transcription corepressor activity
Source: RefSeq, a predicted model, not a curated record